This is a messenger RNA of Diospyros lotus (date-plum), 2517 nucleotides long. RefSeq names its product transcription factor GAMYB-like. Gene Ontology annotation, biological process: regulation of DNA-templated transcription. Lineage: Eukaryota; Viridiplantae; Streptophyta; Magnoliopsida; Ericales; Ebenaceae. Bases 1 to 2334 code for a protein of 777 amino acids. The record is from RefSeq and is a predicted model, not a curated record. Gene Ontology annotation, molecular function: DNA-binding transcription factor activity, RNA polymerase II-specific; RNA polymerase II cis-regulatory region sequence-specific DNA binding. Gene Ontology annotation, cellular component: nucleus. The transcript is spliced from 3 exons.
AUGGAAGUCCACAACAAUGAUGAUAGGGAUUUUAAUGGGAUCUUGGAUUUGAACAUCCCAAUUGAUCCUGCAACCCUAGGCCAAUCCUCUUUGCCCAUGGAAAAUUUUAUUCCAUUGGAGGAGCAACAGAAGAACAAGCUUGCUUUGGAUGACCAAAGUGAGGAGGAAAGGAUCGAGAAGCUACCCAAGCAUAGGAAGCUGUGUUCUAGAGGACAUUGGAAACCUCAUGAAGAUGUCAAACUUCAGGAGCUUGUGGCCCAAUAUGGCCCUCACAACUGGAACAUGAUUGCUAAAGGGCUUGAAGGCAGAUCAGGGAAGAGUUGCAGGCUAAGAUGGUUCAACCAACUGCAUCCAGGGAUUAAGAAGACAACUUUUAGUAGGGAAGAAGAACAAAGACUGAUUGUUGCACAUGCAACAUUUGGGAACAAAUGGUCAAAGAUCGCGAAGUUCUUCCCUGGCAGAACAGAUAACGCAGUCAAGAACCAUUGGCAUGUGUUCAAGUCCAGGUGGAACAGAUUCGAAACCAAUAGAUCUAAAAUGUUAAGCCCUUCUUCUGCACCGGUUGGAUCAGCUGCCACCAACCCUCAUUGUAAUUCAUACAAUGGAUCAACCAUCUCGAACAACUACAUUCCUGAUGAAUCUACAUCAAUGGCCGCUCGUCAUUCAUUCACUGCUCCACCGCUUGGAUCAGUUGCCACCAAUCCCCAUCGUAGUUCAUACAAUGGAUCAACCAUCUCGAACAACUACAUUCCUGAUGAAUCUACAUCUAUGGCCAACCAUCAUUCAUUCACUGCUCCACCGCUUGGAUUGGCUGCCACCAAUCCCCAUCGUAGUUCAUACAAUGGAUCAACCAUCUCGAACAACUACAUUCCUGAUGAAUCUACAUCAAUGGCCACCCAUCAUUCAUUCACUGCUCCACCGCUUGGAUUGGCUGCCACCAAUCCCCAUCGUAGUUCAUACAAUGGAUCAACCAUCUUGAACAACUGCAUUCCUGAUGAAUCUACAUCAAUGGCCACCCAUCUUUCAUUCACUACUCCAUCUCUUGGAUCGGUUGCCACUAACCCCCAUCGUAGUUCAUACAAUGGAUUAACCAUCUCGAACAACUGCAUUCUUGAUGAAUCUACAUCAAUGGCUGGUUGUCUUUCAUUUAAUGCUCCACCACUUGGAUCGGCUGCCACCAACCCCCAUUGUAGUUCAUACAAGGGUCCAACCGUCUCGAACAACUACAUUCUUGAUGAAUCUACAUCAAAGGCCGCCCGUCUUUCAUUCACUGCCCAACCGCUUGGAUCUACUGCCACCAACCCCCAUCGUAGUUCAUACAAUGGAUCAACCAUCUCGAACAACUGCAUUCCUGAUGAAUCUACAUCCAUGGCUGCCCGUCUUUCAUUCACUCCUCCACCGCUUGGAUCGGCUGCCACUAACCCCCAUCGUAGUUCAUAUAAUGUUCCAACCAUCUCGAACAACUGCAUUCUUGAUGAAUCUACAUCAAAGGCCGCCCAUCAUUCAUUCACUGCUCCACCGCUUGGAUCGGCUCCCACUAACCCCCGUCGUAGUUCAUACAAUGGCCCAACCAUCUCAAACAAUUGCAUUCUUGAUGAAUCUACAUCAAAGGCCACCCUUCUUUCAUUCACUGCUCCACCGCUUGGAUUAGCUGCCACCAACCCCCAUCGUAGUUCAUACAAUGGUCCAACCAUCUCGAAUAACUGCAUUCUUGAUGAAUCUACAUCAAAGCCCCAUUGUAGUUCAUACCAUGGAUCAACCAUCUCGAACAACUGCAUUCCUAAUGAAUCUACCUCAAAGGCCGCCCAUCUUUCAUUCACUGCUCCACCGCUUGGAUCGGCUGCCACCAACCCCCAUAGUAGUUCAUACCAUGGUCCAACCAUCUUGAACAACUGCAUUCCUGAUGAAUCUACAUCAAUGGCUGCAUGUCUUUCAUUCACUGCUCCACCUUCAACACUGCCGCCUCCUUCUUUUCUCUAUGGCUUCAUUCCUGUUGUUAACCAGCAUCAGCCCAAUGCGCUCCAAACAGGUUCAUCUGGAGAGAAAAAAAUGGUAACAGCUGGAAAUGUGGGUCUGAAUCAACUCCAUUAUGCUACUAAUGAGAUGUAUAAGCGUAGGGCCAUGACAACUACGACGGCCAGGGCAAUGGGAAUAGAAAUGGGAAUGUGCAGGCACCAAUCUGGCAACUCGGGGUCAAUCUCAGAAGUGACAGCAGCUAACUCGGUUGCCAACAAGAGCGCCAGUCUGAACAAGAAUGGGGAAAAUGAGACUGCAAGGAAUGUGCAUAGCAACACCCCCAGCCUCAUUGAUUUUCUUGGAGUAGGACCCAGAUGAAGCUGGUGGGUUUUCUGGGUUUAGCUUCAGAGAGCCACACCGAAGAGAAGAAGUAAUCAACUGAGUCUGUGAAGUGCUGAAAAGGUUGGAUAUGUAGAAGCUUACCUUCAUCUAUAUAUAGUUGGGAACAUAGAGUAUUGCUAUUCAAACUUCAACUAGGAUUGGUUUUGUGGUUUCAUAUGA